Messenger RNA from Coregonus clupeaformis (lake whitefish), 562 nucleotides. RefSeq names its product glycoprotein hormones alpha chain 1. Gene Ontology annotation, cellular component: extracellular region; follicle-stimulating hormone complex. The coding region runs from base 57 to 413 and encodes 118 amino acids. Gene Ontology annotation, biological process: positive regulation of steroid biosynthetic process; thyroid hormone generation. The transcript is spliced from 4 exons. The record is from RefSeq and is a predicted model, not a curated record. Lineage: Eukaryota; Metazoa; Chordata; Actinopteri; Salmoniformes; Salmonidae. Gene Ontology annotation, molecular function: follicle-stimulating hormone activity.
CACUGAACAGGCUUCUACCAAGAGACACAUACAACAGGUUAUUGCCACCCACCACUAUGAUGUGCUUGUUGAAAUUAACUGGAGUAUCCCUCAUCCUGUCCAUUCUUCUGUACAUCGCAGACUCUUAUCCAAACAGUGACAUGACAAACAUGGGCUGUGAGGAAUGCAAACUGAAGGAGAACAAAGUCUUCUCAAACCCGGGUGCCCCUGUCUACCAGUGUACAGGCUGCUGCUUCUCCAGAGCUUAUCCAACCCCACUAAGGUCCAAGAAAACCAUGGUGGUCCCAAAGAACAUCACCUCUGAAGCCACAUGCUGCGUUGCAAAAGAAGGGAAAAGGGUGGUGGUCGACAACAUCAAGCUGACGAACCACACAGAGUGUCACUGCAGCACUUGUUAUCACCAUAAGUCAUAAACUCUCUGUGAGGGCUGGAAAUCUCCUUGUCGCAGAAGUAAAAGCUUGGCAACAGAUACUAUAUAUUUUGCACAACUUAUUCCUGAAAUUCCUUGUGUUUUAAAAGCCCAGUGCAGUCAAACAUGUGAUUUUUCUGUGUUUUAUAUAUA